AUGACACUGCAAAGAAUUGCUAAGAGAAUGCUAAACUGUUGUCGGGUCCUUCUUCGGGCUAGAGCAAGAUCACUUGUUUUCUCUGCAUUGGCCUUUGGAGCUACUUUGGUCACUCUUUAUGAAGAUAGUUUUGUCUUUUCAAGUAAUUCUCUACGUUCUUUGAGUUCCAAUGGAGAAACUCCUCGAUUAAUUCGUGGAGCAACUCACGAGACAGAAGCAAGAAUUCUUGAGUCAACGUUCAAGCACUUGCAACUUCGUUCCGUGCAUGAAGAGGUUAUUGAAAUUCAAGAAGUCAAAGUAGACGACGACGAGUACGAGAAUAUAAGACCUCUAGUUCCUCCUAUUAAUGUCACAGAAGAAGAGAGAGUCUCAUGGUUCCGGAAAGUCUUGCCGGAAUUCGAUAUAUUCCAGUCAAACAACUUGACACGGCCAUUUCAUGUUCGCGUGACGGGUUUCUUUGGCCGGAAGAAUAAUUGCUCGGUACAGUUCUUCAUGACGUGGAUCUCGCCGGCGAGGUCGUUCGGGAGGAGAGAGUUCUUGGCCUUGGAGAGCCUCUUCAAGUCAAACCCAUAUGGUUGUUUAGUGAUCAUAUCAAGAACCAUGGAUUCCAAACUAGGGUUUAAGAAAUUCAAGCCCGUUCUUGGUCACGGCUUCAAGGUGAUUGCAGUAACUCCGGAUUUGCCCUUCUUGUUCAAAAACACACCGGCCAAGGCCUGGUUCGACGAAAUGAAGGCCGGAACGAAGGAUCCGGGUGAGAUUCCAUUAGCUCAAAAUCUCUCGAACUUGAUAAGAAUUGCCAUCUUGUUCAAAUACGGUGGUGUGUAUCUAGAUACUGACGUCAUAGUACUGAAGGACUUUGCGGGGUUGCGAAACUCGAUCGGUGCUCAAAGUGUGGAUGCGGUAUCGAGGAGAUGGACAAGAUUAAACAAUGCGGUGAUGGUGUUUGACAAGAACCACCCGCUCUUGCUUAAGUUCAUGAUGGAGUUCGCCUCGACCUUCGACGGUAACAAAUGGGGACACAAUGGACCUUAUUUGGUGUCUAGAGUGGUUGAGAAAGUCAAUGGGAAAGGGGGCUUCGAAUUUAAGGUUUUGCCGCCGAUGGCUUUUUAUCCGGUGGAUUGGACGAGGAUCGGAGGUCUGUUCAGGUGGCCGCAGACUCGGGCCGAAGCGAAAUGGGUGGAGGCGAAGAUAACGCAGUUAAGUGGGGGGACAUAUGGGGUGCAUCUAUGGAAUAAGCAAAGUAGGCGAUUGAAGAUUGAAGAGGGAAGUGUCAUAGGAAGAUUGAUCGAAGAUCAUUGUGUUAUUUGUGAAAAGAUAUACGAUUAA
Messenger RNA from Syzygium oleosum, 1326 nucleotides. RefSeq lists its product as uncharacterized. The transcript has a single exon. Bases 1 to 1326 code for a protein of 441 amino acids. Lineage: Eukaryota; Viridiplantae; Streptophyta; Magnoliopsida; Myrtales; Myrtaceae. The record is from RefSeq and is a predicted model, not a curated record.